This is a messenger RNA of Dentiscutata erythropus, 378 nucleotides long. Lineage: Eukaryota; Fungi; Glomeromycota; Glomeromycetes; Diversisporales; Gigasporaceae. The record is from the annotation of a GenBank genome assembly.
GACUUUUAAUACCACAUGUUUUAGAAUCCGAAACUACAAUUAUGUCAAGAAUUGUCCCUACUAAUUUCUUCUCACAGCAUUUUAGUUUUCCGACCCAUGGCUAUUACGUCUGGCAACAGCCGGUGGUAGACCAAUGGACGUGCAAAGUAGAGAUAAUCACACUAGUAACAAGGCAGUAUGGCCUCUCUUUGCAACCCUAUCAAACUGUGUCUGGCAACCAGCCGACAGUUUUGGUAGAAGUGCAAACAGAACGUGCUCAUGCCUGGCAACCAGCCGGUGAUCGUUCUGCUUGUAAAGAAAGCACAGAUGAAUCUGAUUCUGAUAAACCGAAAUUAACAGUUACAACUUCACCCAGUUCACCAUCUUCCAAGCCAAAAA